Messenger RNA from Anarrhichthys ocellatus (wolf-eel), 3643 nucleotides. RefSeq names its product cell growth regulator with EF-hand domain 1 (gene cgref1). Bases 1035 to 1730 code for a protein of 231 amino acids. Lineage: Eukaryota; Metazoa; Chordata; Actinopteri; Perciformes; Anarhichadidae. The record is from RefSeq and is a predicted model, not a curated record. The transcript is spliced from 7 exons.
UCAAAUUCAGUCUCUCAUCACAGCUCAGUUUACACUCAGUCAAACAUCAGGCAUCCAGGUGUAUGUAUGACUUGUGGCUGUGUUACAAAUGAUCUUUUCUUAUAUCAUGUGUUUUCUUCUCCUGUUUUCCUUUCUCAAAAUAUGACUCCAUGCCAUCAGUCGCUGGACAAGUUACGUUGAAGACCAGAUCCCUUUGAGGCUCUUCUUCAUUUUGGCCGUGAUGGCAGCAAUGUUUUCCAACUGCUUUUUCCUCCUUAGCUGUUCCUCCUGUUUAUCCUCAAGCAGUUUCUGCUGUACAUUAAGAGAGCAGCCGAUACACGAGGUUUGAAUGAAGGUUGGAAAAGUAUUCAAAAUAAACUGUGAUCCAUUCGAUUAUUGGAAAGUUUUGACUCAGACAUAGAACCCAAAUGUUUGUGUAGCUUAUAAUUCACACCAUGUAUUGUUGUUUUUCAUUCCAUGUCACUAUGUGAAUGUAAACGUAUGCACAUUUAUAAUGCAUGUGAUUAAUGAGUAAAUGUGUGUUAUGUUAACACAAUAUUUCAGUCACUUGAAUCUUCAUAUUUAAUGACUCCUCCAUAAAGAAUGCAAGAGUAGUUCAAAAAAAGAAAACUGGUCAAAAAAAGAAAUGGCCUACACAUAUUGAGGAGGAACCAUGUCUCCCAAAACUAUGCUGGUAUGAGGCUCGCUGAGACUCGAUAUGAAAGACUAUGCGAGCUCCUCCCGCACUACCGUAAUCGGAUCGGUCGGUGAGGACGUGGCGUGGCGGAAAACCCGGAGAGAGGAGCACAGAGAGACGCUGCCUGCGCAAGCUCGCUGACACGACAGCAGAGCUCUGUUCUUCCACGUGGACCCCGUCAUUGACCAAAACACUCCGGUCGCCGUGGCAGCCGCGGGGAGCGCGCAUGCCGCCGCCGUUGCGCAGUGCAGACCGGUAGGCGCGAGCAGGGCGGUGCGAGCCAGAGGUGUUCCCCAGAUGUGAACCUUACAGCGCAGACCUGCCUGAAUUAAUACGGUUUUUUGUCCACACAUCAACUAUGCAGACAGGUGUGUUCAUGGAGUCUCACCUGGGCGGGUUGGUCCCAUGUGUCCUGUCCAUGUUCCUGUUAAUACACUUGUGCCAGGCUGCACCAGGUGUCCCUGGGACACAAAGGGAGGAAUCGGUCGACCCUUCAGCAGCACUAGCCAAUCCAUUUGACUCCGGAGACCGCAGAUUGCUGCAAAGUUACAUUCAAUCAAGUCUGAAGGAUGGCCAAGGAGGACCAGAAAUCAGCACCUGGGAGCAAGAGGUGUUCUUCCUGUUCGGUCUUUACGACUACGAUCGCAGUGGGCUGCUGGAUGGCUUGGAGGUGAUGAAGCUUCUUUCAGACUAUAACUCCCAUCAUACACCUGGAGCACACACCAAUGAGCUGGUGGUGUCAAUGGUAGAUUUUUUACUACAGAGUCAGGAUCUAAACCAGGACGGCCUGUUGGGCCCAUCCGAGCUGCUGUCUCCUCCAUUACCUCACACACAGGACUCCAGCAACAACAAUGCACCUCACCAGGAGCAGGAGGUGGUAGCAGAGGACAAGGCAGAAGCAGCAGAGGCGAGAGAGGAGUUAAAGACAGAAGAAGAGGAACUCAUAAAUCAAGUAGUGGAUGAACAGCAUGGACAACAAAUCCCAGAAGCCCCAGCAGCAGAACAUGGACAGCACCACAAAGUCCCUGUUCAUCAGGGACAACCAGAGAUGUGAAUAUACACACAUUACGGUCCACAUAAUAAUUUAUCUUGAGUCAGCAGAAGACUGUUGAGUGAGUUAAACAUACCACUAAGAGGACCUCUUACUCUUCAUCCCCACAAAUCUGUCUCUUGACUAUAAUUUUGAGAUAGUGAUAUCAUUUUCAUUUGACUGUUAAACACUAAGACGGUUGUUUAGUGAAAAGAUUAAUGUAUUGAAAGUAUUCCUGUUACUUUUGAAACCAUUUUUCUACAACCAGUAACGACUGGUUUUAUUUAUGAAUGCAAAGAUUUCUAUAACUGUAAAAGGGACAUAGGUCCUGAAUUCAAAAUGCAAUACGACUCAUGUUCGUGAAACAGAAGCCAUCCUUAAUGGAGAUUAGUACAUUGCAAUAUUUUUUUCCCAGCAAGUGAAACAGUUGAUUAUCUAAUAUUAAAUAAUUCAAAAGUGUAUUUUCUUUUCUUUAAUUAUAUUUAUUUAGCCUUUUCUUUUAGGCCUAAAAAAAAAGCAUAUAUUUUUAAAGUGUAUUUAGUUUUUCUCUGUAGUUGUCUUCUGUACACCCUGAUUGGCCUUAUUGUGUCUGCCCCACUCUAGGAUUAGCUCCUAAUAAUUAUGCACCAAGGGGUCCGUUGUAUAAAUUUACCAAAUAAGCCAGGUUUAUUUCAGUUAGUCCGACUCAUUUUCAACUGACUCGGUUAAAUAAAGAACAUUCAACAUUGUUCAAGCUCAGUUACUUUCAGUUUUCGGAAACUAACCUGGUCCGGGGCAGGCUCACUGUCGGGCUCACUGUCGGGCUCAGCCCGAGUUGUUUCUUAACCAGAGUUCCUGUAACACACUGACCACUGAGCGAUGAUUUUAACUCUGAUUUUCUGGAGUGAUGCCAUAUUAUUUGACUUUAUUUACCACCAUUAGUCAUAAAGUAGAAAAUCAACUUGGAUAAAUUAUAUGAUAAAAAAUGACAAGAAAGGCUGACAUAUGUGUUUAAUUAUAUGGCAUGCGAUAUCAAACUUAACGUCUUUAUGUAAUUUACCCCCAAUAGAAUGAUGAUAGCCACAAAGAAAGCAUUUGCAAAAAAACACAUUGACCAGAAAUGUAUGGUUAGGGUUCUGUUCUUACAAACUGUUUGAAUGUAUUGGCCUAAUAUUUAAUUAGGUUGGAUCAGAAUAUUUUAUUACAUUUUAAUCUAUGAUUACUGUAAUCUGACUCCCCCCAAAUGCACAAACCAACAACAAAGCCAUGGAAUUUAAUUUGGUCUUCCUUGUGUAUUACCUCAGCCUAGACAAUGACUUCAUCAAUUUAUUGAGUAAAAUUAGGUUAUUAAAAAACCCACAUAUUAUUAUGCAAUAUCAGCCAACCCUUUGUUUCUUUUGAUGCACUUGUUUAAGAUCCAGUAAGUGUUUUAUUUUGCUGAGGAUUUUAAUGUACCUGAAUGAGUUGGGAACCAUGGAACUACAGAUCAAUAUUGUGCUCUUAAUGUGUACUUAAUGAGUUAUAGCUUUCUACCAUCAGUCUUUGGUGGUACAGACUUAAAAAUGUCAUCUUUUUAUCAAGGUCAGGAAUGCCCCAUUAAGUUAUUCACCAUAAUGUCAUAUUUAGUCUUUAACUCUAAACUUGAAUUUGUUUACAGUAUGAAAGCCAGGGUUUACCAUUUGUUGUAAUUUUGGUUGUUUACCCUUUUUAGCCAUUUAUGCGUUUAUAUAGCUGGAAAAAAUAAAGCAAACUUUUCUUUGUCCCACUGCCUUUCAUUCUGUCUCCUGUUUCUAAGAUUUGUUGAAUUUGUCGGAACCAGAAUGUGCGUUCAAAAGAUAAGGUGCCAUACAUCCUCUGAAAAUACAUCACGGCAUCUCAUAUUACAGUCUGAACUUAUUAAUGAGGAGUGAUACUUGUAAGAUGCUUUUGUUACAAUGUUUGCCAAUAAAAUACCGAUA